Messenger RNA from Scleropages formosus (Asian bonytongue), 1197 nucleotides. RefSeq names its product huntingtin interacting protein K (gene hypk). The coding region runs from base 45 to 410 and encodes 121 amino acids. The transcript has 4 exons. Gene Ontology annotation, biological process: negative regulation of apoptotic process; protein stabilization. NCBI's taxonomy places the organism in Eukaryota, Metazoa, Chordata, Actinopteri, Osteoglossiformes, Osteoglossidae. The record is from RefSeq and is a predicted model, not a curated record.
CGCAAUCACCACUUCCUUUUCGUUCCGGCCUUGUGGCAGUAAACAUGGCUGCAGAAGGAGAUGUGGAUUUGGACCUAGAAGCCGAAGAGAACUGUACUGGAAAACCGGCAGAGAAACCUCGUAAACACGACAGUGGGGCUGCUGACUUGGAGCGGGUUACCGACUAUGCGGAAGAGAAGGAGAUUUCGAGCUCCGAUCUGGAGACGGCCAUGUCCGUGAUCGGAGACAGGAGGUCGAGAGAGCAGAAAGCCAAGCAGGAAAGAGAGAAGGAGCUUGCUAAAGUCACCAUCAAGAAGGAGGACGUAGAACUCAUAAUGGGAGAGAUGGAAAUCCCACGGAACCUGGCAGAGCGAAGUCUGAGGGAACACAUGGGGAACGUUGUGGAGGCACUGAUUGCUCUCACAAACUGAGCACAGCAAAGAUGCCCAAGGGAGCAUGAAAUUGAGUGGACUACUUUCCAUGCUACUUGGCCUUCUUGGAUUUCUCUACUCCCAUUCUGAAUCUUGACCAUAUGGACACAAACUUGUAGCUUGUACACAGGUUUAAAUGCUGUCUGCAAUUUUCAAAAUAUUCCCAUGUAUUUUGUUAGUUUCAGAUGAGUUAGUUUAAGGUUGAUCAUACCAGAACUUUUGGGAAAAGGUUCAUGGUCAGUAUUAAAAUUUACAGUAGUCAGUCAACUACGUUUAAAGAUGUUCUUGCAUUUGGUGACAGAACUGGUUCCAAAGGCUAGUGUUCCCCAAUAGUGAGGUUAAGUCUUAAGCUAUUUGUUAAUGGAACUUCCUCAUUCCUUGGUCUGACUUGAAAUUUGAAAUUAACCUUGAGUGCUUAAUAAAAGCGUGUAUAUAAAUACAGGCAGUCCCCGCGUUACGAACGUCCGACUUGCAUGCAACCCGUAGUUAUGAACCACCCCCUUACUGACCAGAAGGUGAUCUGUCACCCAUAAGUAACAAUCAAAAACUUCAUAAUUAAGCCUAUUCAAAAUUUGAGUUACAAACAGCGGUUUGUAGUAAACAGGCGCUACUUCGCCAGCUGCAUGAAAACACUGCACAUCUACAGCAGCUUGUCAGCUCACGGCUGGGGUGGGUGAGCCCCACCUAGGACAGAGACUUCCUUUUUCUGUGUUACUGGCUUUGGCUUUAAUUUUAUUUUUACUUUCCUAACCAUACCCCCAAAGUGUAAAUGUGAUGCAAGUGAAGG